Messenger RNA from Amoebophrya sp. A120, 4535 nucleotides. The record is from the annotation of a GenBank genome assembly. Lineage: Eukaryota; Dinophyceae; Syndiniales; Amoebophryaceae.
AUGUCGCAUAUCCGGGCCAAGCCUCCGAGGCGGCCCACCGGGGGACCGUCAAUCGUAAUCCCGCGGGGGGCACGGACUUCCUACCUGCAGCCAGCUCGUGUAAGCGGACCCGAUAAUUAUCCUGACCCACAAGAACGUAAGGCCAGCACAGGAGAAUCUGUAGUCCUGCACACUUCCCCCGGCGCGCAGCCGGAGGUGGAUGGGAUUGCUAGUAUUGCAGGUCGUACGACGGCGGCGACGCCGCUCCUUUACCCAAACGACAACGAGGUCGACGAGCAGAACCGGCGCGCCAGUGUUUUCGACAAGGUCGAGCGGCGGUUCUCCUCGGUUUCCGGCAGCAAGCGCGAGGCCUACAAUUCCCUGCUGCACAUGUGUUCCGAUGACGUGAUCCGGGCGCACGGGUACGACCCCAACCGCUGGUCCUACCAAAUCUACGAGUCGCAGUGGAUGACGGGGUUGCUGGUGGCCGUGGUGGCCGUGAACGUGGUGCUGAUCGGGUUUGAAGCCGCUGAGCCGAGUGCGGAGGACGACGUGUUCAUGUUUUCCACGUGGUGGUACGUGGAGCUGGUGUUCUUCGCGAUCUACCUGAGCGAGCUCUGCCUCCGCCUGCACGCCUACGAGAGACGGCGCCUCUUCUUCGUACGCGGCGACUGGUUCAACAACACGCUCGACUCGUUCCUCAUCGUGCUGCAGAUCUUCGAGCUGGUCGCCUCUGGGGCGAUUCAGGUGGACCUCGGCUUCCUCAAGAUGAUCCGCCUCGCGCGGCUCACCAAGCUGAAGUGCAGCGAGUCGAUCAUGCUCAACUUCGCCGUGUUGGUAUCCAAGUGCACAAGAACUCCCCCACGACCUCCGCCGCGUCAUUUGUCAUUUGCAAUAAUCCAAAUUGCUUCAAAGAAAUCCUAAUAUUUAAGCUAAAGGUAAAUGUAAAUGCUAGUCGUGAUCAACCCGUUGUCCUUGUGAUCUCGCGACAUUGCAUGCGUGACCGAUUGUGGAAGCGGCCGAGUCCGAGAGGACACGAUCACGAACAAGAACAGGAGCACCACACACUAGAACCUCCUUGAAUGUAUGUGAUCACUUUGUCAUGCAAGAGCCGCAUGCGCACGCGACCGCGACGCGCACCAGCAUCGCUUCCAGCGGCAGCGCUUCUUUUGCAACUGUGCAUGCAGCUACCAUCCAAAUGAAUCAGCUCCUGCGGUGGAACGAGUGGGCUCUUGUGCACUCGGAUAGCUGGCGCAGUCCACCUACGAGUCCGUUUUUCUCUUCUUCCUGUUGUUCCUCCUGAUCGCCGUGAACUCGACCAUCGUCAUGGUCUACCGCAAGUCUUUCGGCUCGUUCGAUGACGACCACCUGGAAACCACCUUCUUCAAGGACUACCAAAACACGGUGUUGUCGUUCGCACAGAUGACCAUGGUGGACUCGACCUUCGGCAACGUGCGCAACAUGUUCUCGGAGGCGCCGGCCCUGGGGGUGCUCUCCCUGUUGCACGUCAUCUUCGGUUCGAUCAUGAUCAUGAACAUGGUGAUCGGUCUGGUCACCGACAUCCAGUUUCGCACGCAGAAGGCCAUCAGGUUGCAAACCAAGCUGGACAACGCCGUGGCGCUGGCCAAUUGGCUGGUUGUGAAUGUUGGGGAAAUCGAUUUCAAGCUCAACUCUUUAAUCUUGGCCAAGGAAAAGAAAAAGAACGCGGCCGGGGCCGCUGCGGCGCACCAGCACUCGAAAAAGAAACAUUAUGACCUAGCCCGUCGCCCUUCGCAGCUCGACUCGUCGGAUGCGCGCGAUCUUGUCGAAGAGGCCAUGACGGUUGGAGCUCACAACAUCAAGAGUGACGCCGUGCAGUACUUCCAUAGUACUGACACGUCGCCGCACCACAAUAGUGUUUUGCGGCACGGGGGCCGGGGAGAACACGACACCAUCGAAGAGGCCAUGAAACAGCAGUCCAAGCACACGAGGCCGGAAAACGCGAUCCCGACGCGGGACGAGCAGGACAUGCACCUCAGCAAGGACAGCACGCAGCUCCGUGCGACGCAGGGGCUAACGAUUCCCAUCAGCGUGUUCUAUGACCCCUCGGUGCAAGCAAAAAUGCACGAAAUCGGAGACAUCGGCGAGGACAGCCUCCCCUCCGUCGUGAUCUCCGCCAUGCAGGAAACUGCGCGCGCGGCCGGCAUCCUGGACGAUGCCGAGUUGCGGUCUGUGACCGCGUUGUCCGUCGCUGAGGCCGUGUACAUGCGCGAAUUGGACCUCGGCCGGGACGAUGUUAUCAACGCCAGUCAGGAAACCAAACGUGUGAGGAGCUUCGUCCACUGGAAUACCCGGUUGCAGUUUCUUGGCAUGGAGGUCCAGCGCAUGGUCCUGUACGCCCUUGGAGACGUGGCAGGUGGUUCCAACAAGAACAACGGCAAGAAACAAACAAACCCAACUCGAAAAGCAGCGCCCGGGUCCAGCAGCAAAAACACCUUCAAGGGGAAGCGAUUUCCGGAGCGUGAAGGUGUCAUGUUUUAAGUAGUUUUUUUUUACAGAAGAUAGCAAAGAUAUUACUACGCUGCAUAGGACCUCCUUCUGUUCCAACACGCACUUUAGUGAUUGCUUUUACAGAUGAGCAUGAGACGUUAAGAAUGUCCUUGUGCUUAUUUCUCGCUACUGUAAAUAGAGAUCAUGUCCACACUUCAUGUACCUGAUAGCGGAGCAUGUUCCUGUUUAGUCAUACCAAUAGUCGUCCUCAAAAAUGUAUUUGAAGUUGAAUCUUCCUUUCAUCCCUUUAUGUUUCCGACCUCAAAUUUUCUAGGCUCUACUUCCCCGCAUGCGCCAGAGGACAUGGAUCACGAAGAGCUGGAUGACACAAUAAGUGCCUAUGGAACAACCGCGGAAGGCGGGGCCAACAUCGAAGGACCUGAACAAGGGGGCAGUGUGGGUGCCCCGCUGGACGUGGAUGAUGUUUUGCUGCGCCACUCGCAGCUGGAGCUGCAACGGACGGCGUCAGACGCAACAACUCCUAAAGAGCGGCCCCAUGGUCGGGAAGUUGCCGAGGGGUCAAUUGUCGACGAGUCUGUGGAUCCGAGGGUGAAUGUGCGUCAGGGGUUGUUUACCAGUGCCAUGCACCAGCGGAUAGAACAAGAACACAAAAAUGCAGGCACCGCGACAGACAGGGGCCCAAGAGGUGCUAAAGAUCUGACCUCUGUUAAUGUUUCGAGCGGGCAAGAUCUAGACAGUGUCGAUCCAUCGCAGGACAUGCUCGAAGAAUUGAAUGUGAUACGCAAGCAACAAAACGCCAUCCAUGGUUUAUCAAAAACGGACGACCUGCCGGCCGAGGUGUACAAGCGGCUCAUUCUGGAGCGCUGUGCCGUCGUGAGGAACACGGCGGGAGCUGGUUCGUCCAAGAAAAUCGGUGAAGAAGCCCGCCAGUCAGCUGCAUUCGCGGAACCACUCAGCACCGAAGAUCCAACGAGACGAGAGCUGGCCUCAACUUCAACUACCUACCUGACCCUAGCCGACCCACGCGACUCCAGUACUACAUCAGAGGCUGACGUCAUGUACAAGUUUCUGCACCAAUUGUACAGCAAGUGCGAUGCUGUUAUGCUGCCGUGCACAACUCGCUUCUUACUCACAUUUGUCUAUUCCACCCUGGCCGGCGGCCGCGGCCCAUCGAAGUUGCGAAGAUAUUUGCGUUUAUCCUUUAUUCUGGUUCGUGAUUUGUGGAACCACGCGAAUUGAACUUCGCCAAGUUUAUCUGUGGAUCGAGCGGAUCAUAAAAAAACGGACUUGCUAACAGCUUUCGCUUUCGUGCAUGAGUGUAGUAAGCUAUGUGUCCGGAUCAACAGAAUGUAAUCGUAUCUAUGAACAUGAGUAGCAGCCUCAUCUUUGAAAAAUGUUGGCGGGCUCGAAUUUAUUUGUUGAGGGUGAAGCGAUUUGCGCAUCUCAUAGCGGAAGACCUGUUUCCCUGUGCCGGAACGAUGGCCUCCCGAACUGUCGAGAUCAUCGAGGACGUUGUGCGGGAACGGCCGUCCAGUUCUGUCGCCCAAGUUCCGCUUAUGAAAAGGACAAUCACAAUUUUUUAUUCGUCUCUGGUCCUCUCAAAAGCCGUCUGGUCACGACAUUGCAUGGUAUUGUUUACGAGGAUGAGUUUGAAGAACAGAUAUUUGUAUCUGUUCCUCGUAAGGCUAAAGUUGUCUUAUCUAAAGAUGCGCUCCUGCAUUUCGCCUUUCAUCUGCAUAUAAUCGACUCGGGGGUGUGGAUCAGAAAGCAUUCUUAAAGAACAUUUGUACCGUUGGUAGACGCCAAUUCCAAAUCGUAGAUGUACUGUAAAAAUAGCCAAGAAGACUUGGUUUUUUCAUCUUCCUCCUGCUUAUUAGUGUUAUGCUUGUGGUCAGCGUGGACCGGCGUUUGUACCGUAGAGGCGCUUGCAUUUUGUCCUUUCCAUACCGGUAUCGGAAGUACUGCAGGAGACGAUCCAAGACUCCCUGCGGAAGGAGUUGCUGCAGCACGGUCUCACGGUGGACACACAAAUCCUACGAACCAAGAUCGGACAAAACAUUUCGUGA